Molecule: messenger RNA, 1490 nt
Organism: Alternaria rosae
Lineage: Eukaryota; Fungi; Ascomycota; Dothideomycetes; Pleosporales; Pleosporaceae
Exons: 2
Coding region: 1-1038 (345 amino acids)
Molecular function (GO): protein binding
Source: RefSeq, a predicted model, not a curated record
AUGUAUGUUCCAGAAAGGACUCCGAUGCUAACAAAUUUGUGCGCAGAUGAACCCGCCGCCGUUGUUUUAUUCCCGUUGAAAAGGCUACCCGAAGAGCUCCUCCUCCAUGUCGUCACCCAAGUCCCAGAAGUCGAUCUUCACAACCUCAGUUUGGAAGCCAGACAUAUCGGCUCUAUGGCACAGGAGGCACUCCAUCAAUGUCCCACAAUCUCUUACACCGACGAUGCUAUGCCGCAAGGAAUCGUCCGGCUGGCUCGCACCGUCUUCAGCCGUCCGGACCUAGCACGCGCAGUGAACCAAUUCACGCUGCGACCCAUCAUUCAUCUUGUCGAGAUUCCGUUCACCACCCUGUCCGCGGCUGACAAUCAAGCACUCCAGGGCUUCUCCCAGCACACACGCGUGUAUAUGGGCGAGACUCAGAUCGUGGCACUACUCCUUGCUUCCCUUCCAAACUUGAAAGAGCUCGAUCUGCAAAUACUCUUCAACGGCAGCCUGCACGAGGUGGACAGCGGUCGUUAUGGCCAUGCAUGUAGCGCACAGUGUAGCCCCCCCGAAAAGGCCGGCUCACACCCCCUCGACAUCGCCAUGAACCCAGGAUUUGAAGACGAUCCGGAAGCUGCAUCUGCAUGCUCGUCAUAUCAGCUGGGAUUGGUUGGCAUUGCCUUGCCUGAAGGCCAUUACCCUUGGAUCGAAGAAUUGGAGCUGAAUCUCUCUACAGAGGUCUUCAUAGACGACGACGACGACGACGACCAGAGAUACAACGACCUACCCAAGCUCUUUCAGCGAAUGUGCUUCCUGCGAUCGCUCACCAUCAACACGAGCAAUAAGUGCUUUGCUCUAGGGCCAAACCAAAUCGAGGCGGAUAUCCUCGAAGAUGAUGUGCGAGGAAGCAUGGAAAUCCUCAUCAAAACCAUGUUCGCAGUAUCGCAGACACUAGAAGUGCUGUGCAUCAAGGAAGGCGACACAAACCGGGAUUCCUUUGAGUACCUGGAGCCGGUAACAAGCCUGGUCCACUUCAGCCAAAUGAAGUACCCUUAAAUAUCCUUUGAAGGAAUUUUGGGGCAGAAUUUGGUGUCGAGGAAGAGAAUUGCGGAGAUGCUGCCAGAUAGGCUUGAGAAGUUGCGUCUCUCAGGCCUACCUGCAGAAGCCACGAAAGGGUUGGAAGACGUGUCCGUAGAAGAUAUCGGGUUGGCAUUUCCGACAUUGUUGGAUUGACAGAGGCUAGAGAGGCUUAUGAUAGAUACAUACAUGACGCGAAGACAAAUAAAUCAGUACAUCAGAUAGCGUGGAGGUUGUCAGAGUCGAAAAUUUGGUUGUGCGCGUCCGUGAUGAUGGGCUGGGGUCAUCCAGGCUCCGGUUUUGUCGAGGGCGUCAUCGUGCGAAAAGGUCGUGAAUACCUCUUGGGUAUGCUGAGAGUUUCUGUCGGGAGUCCAGAAAGGAUCCGGUGUCUGGCCGGUGGGGGAGAGUAUCAUAUAAGACGGUGUUGGUCU